Mercurialis annua (annual mercury) is the source of this 1714-nucleotide messenger RNA. RefSeq names its product probable sodium/metabolite cotransporter BASS4, chloroplastic. Gene Ontology annotation, cellular component: chloroplast envelope. NCBI's taxonomy places the organism in Eukaryota, Viridiplantae, Streptophyta, Magnoliopsida, Malpighiales, Euphorbiaceae. The transcript is spliced from 12 exons. Bases 133 to 1284 code for a protein of 383 amino acids. The record is from RefSeq and is a predicted model, not a curated record.
CCCAAUUAUAACACGCGCAAAUUUACAAAUAUUCAAUUGUUUUAUCCUACUUCAGCACACCAUAACCCAGUUACUAGUUAGUGCCUUUUUAUAUUGCCGGCCCCAUUCUCCGGCGAUCUACUUCUGUAAUAAAUGGCGACGGAGGCAUCAUCUAUCAUUACCGGAACCACCACGAGCUUCCGGUUACAGCCCUCACGCUCCGCCGCAUUUCGCUUCCGUCAAAGCAACUAUAACAAAAGCGGUCUGUUAUUCUGUCAUCGUGCUUCUCUAAUUGCCUCCUCCUGUAAGCUCAAUAUCAACACUAAAGAAACAUCUCGAUCGAUUGUUACUCAUUGCGCCGCUGAAAGAUCCGCCGACACGGGAGAUAAUGUUGACGGAAGUAGUACAAGCUACAACAAUGCUGAUGCUGCUUCUAAUUUAGCUAAUGGAUUUAAAAUAUUUUUGGAUUUUACAGUGUCUAACUUUCUUCCUAUAGCUUUAGUAAGUGCAGUAGCUUUAGGAAUGGCUAAUCCAAGUGCUGGUUGUUAUGCUCAUAAGUAUUCUUUAUCCAAGUAUACUACUUUUCUUACCUUCUUUGUUUCAGGAUUAAAGUUGAAAGGCAAAGAAAUUGGAGAAAUUGCAGAAUCAUGGCCUUUAGCUCUAGUUGGACUAGCUUCUAUCUUGUUUUUUACUCCUUUGUUCUCCUAUCUUAUUUUGCAAGUUCGGCUUUCACCUCAAGAGUUUGUUACUGGAUUGGCUAUUUUCUGUUGUGUGCCGACAACAUUAACAAGUGGUGUAGCACUAACACAACUUGUUGGGGGAAAUACAGCUCUUGCUCUAGCAAUGACUGUAAUUUCUAAUUUGCUUGGUGUUCUAACUGUACCCUUCUUGGUCUCAAGAAUCGUAGCUGAUGGUUUUGGUUUAUCCAUCCCAACUGGAAAGCUAUUUUGGAGUCUAAUAUUCACACUUCUCCUUCCUUUAGUUCUUGGAAAGGUGGUCCGGGAUAGAUUCAAAGGUAUUGCGAACUACAUUGAUCAAAAUUCUAGGACAUUCUCAGUAAUCAAUACCUUCCUCCUCAGCCUUACCCCAUGGACGCAAGUAAGUAAAUCUCGACCAUUGCUCCUAAUGGUGAAGCCUCAAGUCUUUAUUGAAGCUAUUGGCAUGGGCAUGUCUACCAGAGCAUGGGUGUAUUCAUAUGGGCACGGCUGCAUGGGUGUGCCCGCUCGAAAACGUGCAGAAUUUAUUACUUUUCCUGCAUUAUGGUCUUCACACCCAAUUGUGGAAAUUAUAGAAGAGAGAGCCUAAUAAAUUGUACCCUGGAGAAGGGAAGUAACCUUUCUAUGCAUUUUCCCUUUUGGGAUAUUUUUGAGUGGAAGUGUUAAAGAACUCGGACAAAGUAUAUGCAAAUUCAAACUGCUUGAACUAGUUGCAUGGACAAAUGAAAAUUCAUGGAAUUAAUCUUCAAACUAACGCAUUUCAAUGCAUUUAGUAAUAGGUACUUAUGCCAUUCAAGGCCGAGAUUAUAACUAGAUGAGAUGUGCAAAUGCAAACGACAAAACUAUUUCAGAGGAAAUGUAUAUUGGGUUUCUGUGCAUUUAAUACUCUUUAGGGACACCAUUAUGUGCAUAGGGAACUAAUAUUAUUUGUUCUGUUUUUGCAAUACUAUUUUCUUUAUCAUGCCUUCAUUCUGUACUAAAGUUGGUCAAUGCAGACAGAAUAAAAUAUAUUUUCUAUG